Molecule: messenger RNA, 5160 nt
Organism: Sardina pilchardus (European sardine)
Lineage: Eukaryota; Metazoa; Chordata; Actinopteri; Clupeiformes; Clupeidae
Gene: il6r
Product: interleukin 6 receptor
Exons: 14
Coding region: 186-2024 (612 amino acids)
Biological process (GO): cytokine-mediated signaling pathway
Cellular component (GO): membrane; external side of plasma membrane
Molecular function (GO): protein binding; cytokine receptor activity
Source: RefSeq, a predicted model, not a curated record
UUGUUUUUUAAGCGAAAAGGAGAGGGAAGGGUAUAGAACAUUAAGUACAGCAGUAUGUGAGGGAGGUCUCAUGCUUGAGGAUAACUUGGAUAGACCUGGAAUUGGAACUUUGGGUUUCGUGAAAAACUUUCGUUCGCCAACCAUGGAUUUUUGACAGGAAAAGAGUAACGGCUGAAGGGAUUAUUAUGAGGAUCUGGACGAAGUUUGCAUCAUUAUGGUCAAUAUUGGUCGUGGCCGAAGUACAGUGUACACAAUGUAACGUUACUUGGACAGAACCCCUCCAUGACCUCCAUGAUGCUCUGGUGGUAAUUCCAGGUAGUGAGGUCGUCAUUGGUUGCUGUGGCGAUGUCUCUCUUGAUGGUGUACUGAUGGUCAGGGGCACCUGUCCUGGAGUACAAGGAUCUGACUCUGGACAGAUCACUACCGAAAACAUCCUGCUGUCGACCAAUCACGGGUCAGACACUGUGGACUCACUGGAGACUAACCAAUUAGAAGGAGGGACUGAUUAUAAGGCUGGAUCUGAUUCAUCGGAAAUGGAUAAUGGGAGUCAGUGGAUGCUGAAUGGCCAACCAGUGCAAGGCAACGCAGGAAUGGGCUGGAAUUUGAUGCUUCCGAGUUUUGGAUUGGCUGAUGCGGGGAACUACAGCUGCCACAGAGCUGGAAGAUGGAUGAGCACAGUCAGAAUGGACCUAGCCAAUUCUCCUGAGAGGCCCACUCUUACCUGUCGGAGGAAAGAUCUGUAUAAGAGGAAGAUACGAUGUGACUGGAAGGCAAGUCGGCCGAUCAAUCCUGCACCGAAGUGUCACCUCAUCUUGCAUAAAUUGAUGUCCCAAGAGCAAAGAGUGUCUAGUUGUCGAUAUUCCCCAAAGCGUUCUCGGUGCAGAUGCCUGCUGGAACCUGAGGCCCUGGAUACAGAUAGCAUUUGGUACGCUGCUAGGCUGUCUGUGAGGAGCACCUCUGGCUGUGGCACCAGCCGGUGGAUCGACUUCACACCUCAAAGUAUCUUGAAGCCAGACCCUCCGGUCAGUGUCAACGUGAGGUCAGUGGACGGACAGGAGCGGACGCUGGAUGUGUUCUGGUCUUACCCCACGUCCUGGAGGACUCGGAGGGGCACCUACCUUUUGAAGUUUGAGCUGAGAUACUAUCCUGUGCUGGGAAAAAUGAAUCAGACUGUGGCGAUUCCGAGGACAUCGCCUCGGCUCUCCUGGAGGAUUUCGGACGCGUUGGCCGGUGUGCAGUACGCUGUGCAGAUCAGGAGCAUGGAGGAGCACGGUCAGGGCAGCUGGAGUGACUGGUCCUCAGCCGUCUACGCGCACACAUGGAUAGCCCCUAAGCCAACCGAGAGCAGUGAUAUCAGUGAGGACCCCCUGAUUCUGUUGGUCAUACCUGGCACAACCCCUGGAUCAGUUGUAUUGUACCUGCUAUGCUGUGUGAAUGUGACACAGUCAGCAGCACAGAAGAAGGUCCAGUGUUUGUGCAGCCCACAAGAUGACUUUCGCCAGUAUUACAUCUCUCCACCAACGGCUGAUGUAGUUCAUGAGGCAAAGGAUCACUGCACCACUGCAUGGACCUGCAACUCUACGGAGUGUGCCUACUAUGAUUAUGAGGUACCAGAAAAGGAGGAUGCCAUGAUGUUUGCCGCCCCUGUUGUGAAUGCGUCAUUUGAGGCUGUCGUUAUGGAGAAUCACGUGGUAGUUUUAGUCACUGUGGACUGUCCUCAGAAGGGUUUUAUUGCCAAGGAUCUUCCAUGUCCAUGUGAACGUCAGACAUCUUCCUCACCCCCAUCAAUUCCCACCAAACAGAAUCGCUCGGAAAUUUCACAUACGCCACCACCAGAUAAAACAGAUGUCCCGUUGAAGAUCGUACUUCCCUUAGUCGUAUUUGUCAUCGUUACUGUUUUUGGAAGUGUGGCUGUUGUCUUCAUCAUUAAACGAUACAAGGACAAGGAAAAGAAAAAAACACAACCGCCUACCACACCGAAGAUAGACCCAGAAUCCCUGUCACUGUCAGAACACAAAGAAUAGACUUAACACAUCAUCACAAAACUUUUUUUUUAUCAUGCUCAUGCAUAUUCUUACUCCAGACGCUUUCAUGUGGAAACCAUACUCAAGUCAAAUUCAGAUUGUUAAAACAAUAACAUAGAUUUCUGCUGGGGGGUUUUUUUGUGUAUAUUUUGAUUUUUAACCACCAGCAGAGAUAAAACAGACCUGGUUUUAAUUUGUACAUCUGUUUAAUGUUUAUUUGGGUCCCAUAUUUCUGUGGAACAAAUCAGCUGUCUCUUGUUGGUGAUGUCAGAAUGUACGACUCUCAGCAGGUGAAGGUGCUGUGAGUCAUAUGUACUUGAGCCUAUCGAGGCAGGAACAGAACGACUUAACCCUGUUUUGAACCUCAUUUCCAAUACUGUUGUUCUGUCAACAGAUGCCUAAGAUUGGUGUGGGUAGGGUUGUCUUUCAUGGUAAACAGGAUGAUAGGAGACAUAGAGAUGAAGGAUACUUGCUGCUGCGGGAUGUUCAUGUCCCAAUUACUGGUUUCUUACCCUUUCAGCAUUGUUUUGCAGCUAAUACAGUGUCAUUAUAUGGGAUUAUCAUGUGCAUAGGUAUAAUGAAAAGGAUGUACAGUAGCUGGUCUGUGUGGAUUGUGGUAAUGCAGAAGACAUACAGUAGGCUAGGACUGCAAUUAACGAUUACUUUAAUAGUCAAUAAUCUGUCAGUUAUUUCCUUGAUUAAUCUAUUAGUUAUUUGGUCAGAUAAUGGUGAGAAAAUGAUCAUCAGUGUUCCCUAAAGCCCAAGAUGACAUCUUCAAAUUAACUGUUUUGUCCAAAUGCCAAAGAUAUUCUGUUUACUGUCACAGAGGAGCAAGCAACCAGAAAAUAAUCACGUUUGCUACAGUUGCUUUAGCUACAAAGGACAGCGUCUUUAAAUUACUCUUUUAGAGAGAGAGAGAGAGAGUGGGGGUGGGUGUAUGUGGGUAAGUGAGUGUGUGAGAAAGAUUUAUUAUUCUAAAAGAAUUUUCUAAAUAUUUAUUUAAUGUCAAUUUAGAACAAAUCUGAUAUGUUUUGAAGAAUUGUUGAUGUAACUCACAUUGUGUUUGUGGUUGUGUGCGUUAGAAUUGUUAAUGAAAGUCACUUGUGCUUUUAAUGACUUGUUCUGAAUGUAUUCUUUUCUAGUAGGCUACUUUUGGUAGUUGAAAUGGAAUGGAGAUCCAGCUGACAUUCAGCCAACACCCACUCAGAUCAGUUUUAGUGCAUAUACAGUAGUAGGCCCAAGGGCCCAGUCAACACUCAGCUUGAUCAGUUAGUGUGUGAGCCAGGUCUGGGCCAACAAACACCACAUGGUCACCAGUUGUUUUUGUAACCCGUGUCACUGCUAGUGAGUUCUGUGACUCUCUAGUGGUGUGGCUUGGCCUUUACCUGAUUCAUUAUCUUUCUGGUGCUUCUUGGUGAUAUUUUUGAUACUGUAGGUGUCUACUUACAGUAUAGGAAAUGUUGCAGUGAUGUUGAAUGCCUUCCAUUUGUAAAUAUUUUGUCUUGCAAUUGAUGGAGGGUAGCCUAGAAAUCUAGACGCCCCUAGCGGCAGCAAAUCUGAUGUGGGUCUGGCUGGUCAGGCUAGAUGGAGGGAGCUGGAAUCUUUUAGAGAGGGCCUUUUAGCUUUACCCAGACUGAUGGGGAUAUCUCCUCUCCUCUAGACAUCAUCUAUCUGUGACUUGGCACUACGGUGGUUUGGUUGGUUUCCUCUCUCUUUUUUAUCAGUGCUGCUCAAACCCUUUCCAAAGGAAGUUGUAUUUGAUUGGUCUGCUUAAUUAGUUAAUUCAGCACCCUUGCAAUGCAGCUGGGGGUCCACUGGCUUUUGCACUAUAGUUUCAUGAUUUAAUCAGAAAUCAGUGAAUUCACAUACUGAAAUCCAGAUCCGGAUCCAAAAUUAUAUAUUUUUUGUUUCAUUUUCAUGAAAAGCCCUUUUUACAUAAAUUGAAGAAGAUUUUGCAAAGUUGUGUACAAUGUGUAUAUUUAUGAUUAACAUUGAUAUUUAUGGUAUUUUGUAAAAAAGGACAUUUUACAUUUAUUGGAAAACUAUUUAGUGUACACAAUGUUCCUCAUACCGUAACACCACUUUACCUGCCUAUAAAAACUACACUGUUCCUUUAAAUUAAAAAGCACACCCAUACAUUACUUGGGACAAAAAGUUUAAAAUGGAAUCAAGUUCUGUUGUUCCCUCUUCUCUCACAUCAGUGUUAAUGUCCUAGAAUCUUCAUUUAGUACAGCGGCUAAGGCCAGAUCUUUACCAGAAUCGUUCAGUUUUUCAGAAAGCACAAAACUUGGUACAGUAGGCUACUAUCCCAUAUCAAAAACUGAAGUGGGCCCAAACACAUAGCGCCCCUUAGUGGCCACUAUCUUGACUUCAAAUACAAUGCCAUUUUUUUCUAGGCCUACAUUUAGAAUGCUUUGCUGCUUUUAACAUACUGUAUAUUAUGACGUGUCUAUAGCCAUCUUUCGGCAACAAAUAUUGUGACAAUCACGCAUAAUUAAAAUGGCAGGCAUGUUGGAUUUUUAAGGAAGUAGCCAUGACACUCUCUUUAAACAAUGAGUCAAAAACUGUGGUACAUUUAGAUUGUGUAUGAAGUUUCAACUGUAACUAAACUCUGCACUUGCUUGGGUUUAAUCCUUUUUUUAAAAAAAAUCCUAAUUUGCACCCUAGAGGCUGGUAUGCUAGCAAGGAGGCUAUAUAUGCUGAGGUAUUUCGCUCAUUCAAAAUGGAAUGGAUGUAUGUUUACAUGUAAGCCAUUGUGCGCUGUGCACAAGCAUGGCCCCCAGCCUCCAGCCUUAGCAUCUUCCACACCUCCUAAAACACUCCUGACUCCAGCCAAAUGUGCUGCAUCCUCCUUAGCUUGUCCCUCUUACAGAGUAGGCUAUGGAGAGCUACCCAAUCCUUCCACAUUGUGUCUUUUGCGUCGUUCACAAUAGUUUUUCAGACUAUGCCAACUGUAAUCUUUUCAUUUUUUGAAAAAGCUCAAAUGUCAUCCUUUUUAUGCUGUAGUAGUGUCACCAGCUGUGUUCUGUGUUUAAUUGAAACAGUUGUUUGCCAAUUGAGUAGAAUGUUAUUGAAACAGCGGAUGUCUUAUUUUGCACUAUUGAUCAAACAUACUUUUAACAUUUAAGCUGUUAUU